This is a messenger RNA of Plasmodium reichenowi, 7212 nucleotides long. RefSeq lists its product as hypothetical. NCBI's taxonomy places the organism in Eukaryota, Apicomplexa, Aconoidasida, Haemosporida, Plasmodiidae. The record is from RefSeq and is a predicted model, not a curated record. The transcript is spliced from 2 exons. The coding region runs from base 1 to 7212 and encodes 2403 amino acids.
AUGAGUUUUUUAUUAGCAUUAAACGAGUCCAAGAAAAGUGCAGAAGGCUCUGUCGCAAGUGAUAUUACCGAAGAAGUAUUUGAAAAAGAAAUUCAUGAAAUGAAUAGUUUGAAUAUGAUCAUGCACAUUGAAGACCUAAGGGACAAAUCCUUUGUUGAUGUCAAGGAGAAAAAAGACGAAAAUAAAAUAAAGAUUAAAAACACAGAUGAGAAAGAAAAAGAAGAGAACGGCGAAGAAGAAGGAGAAGAAAAAGGUGGUUCUAUUAAGAACAGUUUUAUGAAGAUAUUUCAAAAGAAGAAAAAGAAAAAAAAGAAAAAAACAAAAAAAAUAAAAGAUCAUAAUAUAAAUAAUAUAUAUGAUUCGAAUUGUUUAUUAACUAAUCCUGAUAAUGUCGACCCAGAUAAAUAUUAUCUUUCAUUCAAUGAGUUGAAGAAAGAAAAUAGUGAAAAUGUUAAUGAAGAAAAUUAUUCUUCAAAUGAUAAACCAAAAAAUAUAGUUGAUUCUAAAGAUAUAGUUCAAAAUGAAGAGAAUAUGAAUAAAGAAGAAAUAAAAGAUAAUAUGAAAAGAAAAAAAAAAAAAAUUAAACUUUCAUCUUAUGGUACAAAUUCAAUAGAAAAUGUAAAAAUCAAAAAGUAUGAUUCGAAUAAGAUUAAUAAUAUGGAUGAAACAUAUAAUAACGUAUAUAAAAAAAAACAAUCAAAUGAUUCAAAGGACAAGAAAUUGAAAGCAAAAAGGUUUAAAAAUCUAAAAAAAAAGAUAACGUCACCAAAAUUUACAAUGCCAACAAAAACGAAAAAUAAAAAGAAUGGGAAUAUUAAUGAAAACAAUUUUAAUUUUGAUCCGGAUGAUGAUUUAAAAAAAGAAAUUGAAAAGAUAAAGAUUGAUAUUGAAAGAAUAAAAAAUAAAGGAAAUAUAAAAAGAAUGUAUGAUGAUUUAAAAUAUAUUUUAUUAUUUCAAAAUGAAAUCGUUGAUAUAAUAAUAGAAGAUAUUCGAAAAAAUAAAGUACGAACAAAAUAUGAAAUGCUAGAAGAUAGUACUGUAAAAGAUGAUGUUAAUAAAGUUAUAUUAAAUCAUAUUACAUUUGAUCUAUUAAAAUUUAAAUAUAUUAAUACGAAAUUAAAAGAAUUAAUUUUAUGUGUUUAUGAUACCAAAAAAUUUAAUGGCUUAGUAAAAAGAAUAGUAAAUAAUAAAGCACAUGAAAUGAGGAAAAUUGUAGACAAAAAUGGAGAAUUAACAGUUGCCAAAUCUAUGUUAUCCUUUUUAUAUAAACAAUUAAAAUACUGUAUUGAAGAUGAAAUUCAAUGUUAUUAUAGUGAAGUAAAAAAAUUAAAUGAUGACAUUCAUAAUAUAAAAAGGAAUGUUAUGAAUAUUAUUUUUAAGUCUAUUAAUGAUGUAUGUACUAUACCAGAUCCUUAUCAAAUAUAUGAUAUGGGUGAUAAAAUUAAUAGGAAAAAAGGUACAAAAGAAAACUAUAAUUUAAAUGAUAUUAAUGAUGAUGAACAAAUUAAAUGUGAGCAAAAUUUUGUGGAAUAUGAAAGAAAACAACAAAUGAUAUGUCCAGAUUACAGUAGUGAUUUAAAUUUAUUUUUUUCUCUCUAUGACAAUAUACAUAUAGAAAGAAAAAAGUAUAUAAAAAAUAAAUCAGUCAUUUUUAAAAAUUAUUGUACCGAUGCUGAUAAUGAUGAUGAUCAUAAUAUUAAUGACAAUAUUAAUUAUAAUAAUAAUGUUAAUAUUUAUGGUAAUAUGAAAAAUAUAAAAACGUCAACAUAUAGAGUUAAUAAUAAUAUAUUAGAUAAAGAUGCUCAGUUUGUAACAUCUUCAAAAAAUAUAAAUGAAUCGUACAUACCUAAUUAUACGAAUAAAUCCAUUCGUUCAGUAGUAUCACAGAAUUAUGUCGCUCCUUUUAAUACGAUCGAGAAUCGACAUACGACAGCUGACUUUAUAUAUGGUGAUCGAAAUAGCAAUUGUUAUAUAAAUAAGAGUUAUGAGAAAACAUCUAAUAUUAAUAAUAAUAUUCCUUUAAAUGUAAAAUUCUUAAAUAAAAAUGCUGUUAAUGCUAAUUAUAAUGUUUCUAAUAUGAAAAUGAAAAAGGAACAUUAUUUGGAUGAUUUGAAAAACUAUUAUUGCAAUAUAAAUAUUCCAUGGAUUGGUAAGACAUGUACGAAUCCUUCAAGCAGUAUGAGUAAAAAUAUUUUAAGAAGAAAAAGUAAUAAUAAAAUAAAAGGAAGUGUGAUUGAUGCUCCCUUAUUUUACAGUGCACCAGAUAACGAUAUAAAUCAUACAAACGAUACAUAUGAUAUAAAUAAUAUAGGUUAUGGAAACGAUAUAGAUAAUAACAACAAUAAUAACAAUAAUAAUAAUAAUAAUAAUAAUAAUAAUAAUAUAUUUGAAUAUGUCGAUUAUAAAAAUAGUGAUAUAUAUAAUAAGAAUAUAUAUCCAAAUAAUGAUGCUUAUAGUAAUUAUCAACAUGAUUCAUUUAAUGUUCCAUAUCCAAAUGAACUAUUUAAUAAGGAUCAUAUUAUGUAUAAUAAUAACCAUAAUAUGAUACAUGAUGAAAAUAUGGUAUAUAAUUAUGAUUAUAAAAUUAAUGAUGCGCAAAGAAAUAAUUAUCCACCAAAUUAUGUGCACAAUAAUAAUAUGAGAAAACAAAUGAAUAAUAUUUAUAUCGAUAAGGAUAUGUUGGAUGGACGUUUUAAUAAAAUGUCACAUAUAAUAAAUAAUAUAGAUGAAAAAUGCUAUGAUUAUGGGAAUUAUAAAUAUUAUAAUUUGGGAGAAAAUCACAAUAAUUCAUUAAAUAUGUAUCAUAAUAUGAAUGAUAAUAUAUAUACUGAAAGAUUUACAAAACAAUCUAAUGGUACUACCGUACGUUGUUUUAAAAGUGAAGUUAAUAUAAGGAAUAAAGAUACAAACAAAUAUAGUGGUUUUGAAAUAAUUUCAAGUAAAGAAGAUAUAAAGAAAUUAGAGAAUUUAUUAAAUGAUAAAUGGGGAAGUUUUAAAUUAUUUGAGAAAUGGAUUAAAGAUAGUUCUAAAUGGCAAUGGAUUGAUUUAAAACUUCAAAAAGAAUAUAUAAAUAGUAAUAUAGAAUUAGAAAAAUUGAAGGAAGAAAAAACGAAAUAUUUAGAAAAAUGUAUAAAUAAUAAAAUAAAAGAAUUAUGGUGUGGUCGUAUGAAAGGAUUAAUGAAUUUAAAGUUAUGUAAUAUGGAAAGAAAAAUAUUAAAACGUUUCUCUAAAUAUCAUAUUAAUCAAGAUAUCUAUGAUGUUGUUCUUGAUUUUGAGAGGAAUUCUAUGUGUUAUCAAGAUUUAUAUGCAAAGUUUUUAAAUAUUGAUGUAUAUAGUAAAAAAGUUGAUUUCAUAAAUAAAUAUAAUGAAUAUAAUGAACAGUUAUAUGCUGGAGGUGAUUAUAUAUAUAAAUAUAAUAAAGAUAAAAAAAAAGUAAAUGAUGAAAAUAAUAAAAUUAGUCAAAAGAAAAAAGGAUAUGUACAAUCAUUAAUUUAUAGUUUUAAUAAGAAAUCACAAAAAAGUAUUAACAAUAAGAAUAAUCUUCAAAUACAAAAAGAAAAAAAAAAAUAUAAUAUUAUUAUCAAGGAUCCUACUACUUCAGUACAAUAUAAAAAUGAUCAUAUAUAUAAUAUUAUGGAUAUAUCAAAUAAUAGAGCAAAUGCAGUUAUUAAUAAAAUAGAAACCAUAAAUAAUAAAGCGGACAUAAAUAAUAACAAAAAAGAUAUAUAUACGAACCUUACAGAAAAUACAAAUAAAAAGAAUAACCUUGGGGAUAAUAAUCAUAUAGAUGAAGAUACUACAAAAAAAGAUCAGACAUAUGAUAAGGGGAAAAAACAACAAAAAAAUGAACCAAAGCAAGAACAAAAAAAAAAAGAACCAAAACAAGAACAAAAACAAGAACAAAAAAAAGAACCAAAACAAGAACAAAAACAUGAACAAAAACAUGAACAAAAACAAGAACAAAAACAAGAACAAAAACAAGAACAAAAACAAGAACAGAAACAUGAACAAAAACAUGAACAAAAACAUGAACAAAAAAUAGAUCAAAAACUAAUGAAAAAAACAAAAAAUAUAUAUAGUAAUGCUCAAUUGAAUAAUAUGACACAUAUAGGUAGCUUUUCAAUUAAGAAAAAUAAAUCACAUUUUGAUAUCAGUCUACAAGAUUCAGGUGGUUUGAUGAAUUCAAAAAAAAAUUCGUUUAAUGAUAGCUUUUCUUUAUUUAGAAGUGAAUGCAAUAAAAGAAUUUCGGAUUUUUCUUUAUCGAGCUUAAAAAUAAAGACAAGAGAUAUUAAUAAUGAAGAAGAUAUUUCAUUUGAGUCUUCAAAAAUUGAUGAGGCGGAAGGAGAAGAAUAUGGGGAAGAUGGUGAUAAUAACGAUGAUGAAAAUAUAGAAAAAACAAAACGUACGAAAAGUAAUUUAAGUACUUUUCGUCGACUAUUUAAUUUGAAAAGAAAGAAAAAGGAUAAAGAAGAAAAACCUAAAAAAUCAGAAGUCUUUCCCUCUGAAUCCUUUUUAUCAUAUUUUAAAAGGCAACCUUCAAGUGAUAAUGCUAAUAAUAGUAUGAUACAUAAAAAGGAAAAUGUUCAUAAUUUAGAUAUAGAUAAUAAUAUCGAUGAUGUUAAUAAUAAAAGUAGUGUUGUAUUGUUAAAUAAUAAAUCUUUAUCCGUAGAAGGAUAUAUAUAUGAUAAUGAAAGCAUAAUUAUAGAAAAAGAAGUAGGUGAACAUUUACAUAUAGAAAAUAUGGAAGAUAAACACAUUUCAUUAGAUGAUAUAAAUAAUGAAGAAAUAUAUGAUAGUCAUAGUAAAUCAUCGAUUAAUCAUAACAUAUACUUAAAUGAUAUAAAUAAAAUAAAUCAAAUCAUGGAACAAAAAGAACACAAGAAUUAUGCACAUAACAUAGAUUUAAUUAAAGGUGUAAAGAAUAAAGCAUUUAAGGCUGAUGAUAAAAAUAACUUAAAAGAAAAGAAUAAUAAAAUUACUGAGAAGGUUACUGAUUUGAAUGAUUCGUAUUCAUUUUUGAAUAGUAGCCGUAGUUCUGAUGAGGAAAAUGAUAAAGGAAAAUGUAAGCAGAGUAAGGAGAUGUCGAAUAUUGAUGACAAACAUGACAAUAAGGGUAAUGAUAGAAAUGAACAUAAUGGUCAUUAUAAAAGUAAUCCAGAGAGUAAUAAUAAGAAUAAUCUUAAAAGUAACAAUAAAAGUGAUUCUAAAAGUAAUGAUAAAAGUGAUCAAAAUAAUAACAUUAGGAACUAUUCAAAAAAUAACAGUAAAAAUGAUAGUAAAAAUGAAAAGAUUGAGAGUAAGGAAAAUAAUAAUAAACCUUGUUAUAAGAAACAAAGUUCUAGUCAUUGUAGUGAGAAAUCACAAAGUAUUUUGGAGGACGAACUGAAAAAACACAAAUUUGAAGACCAUGUUAUAAAUAUAAGAAGGAAAUUAAGCAAGGAAAAAAUGAUUGAUGAUAAUAUUGAUGAAGGAUCAAUAAAAAAUACUAGUAGGAAAAAAGAAAAUUCUUUAUCAAGGUCAGAUGUAUCAUAUCAUAGUAAGGAGGAGGGAAAUAAAUACGAAAAGUAUUCCAAUCUAAGCUUCUUUAAAAAAACGAAUAAAGAUAAUAAAAUAAAUAAGUUUUUUAAGAAUUUAGGAAGAUUUAGUUUUACAACUUCUAAGAAAAAAAAUAAUAAAUGUGUACAAGGAAUUUAUACAAAUGAUAUAAUAUUACAUAGUUUUAGUGAUGAAUCCGACUUAGAAGAAGGAUAUGAACAAAAAAAUAAAACGUAUAAUAAUGAUUCAGAAAAAAUAUACUCCAAAAGUUUUGUAUUAAAUAGUUAUAUUGGUAAGAAAGAUGAAGCUAGUAACAUAAAUACGAGUGAACAGGUUGAUAAUCUGUAUUCUUACAUAAAUAAAUUAAAGAAGAAAAGAGAUAGCAAGGAGUUGGAUAAAACUCAAAAUGAUGAAUCGGUAAUGAAAGAUAAUGGAAGCAAAGUUGAAGUGAAAAAGAGAAAGGAAAAAGAUGAUAAAGAUGAAGAUGAUGAUGAUGAAAAUGAUGAUGAUGAAAAUGAUGAUGAUGAUGAUGAUGAAAAUGAUGAUGAUGAAAAUGAUGAUGAUGAAAAUGAUGAUGAUGAUGAUGAUGAUGAUGGUGAAGAUGAUGAUGGUGAAGAUGAUGACGAUGAUGUUGAUAAUGGUGAAGAUGAUGAUAACAAUACAAGAAUUAAUUCCAAAAAAGAAGAUAAUAAAAUUUCACAAAAUAAUUAUAAACAUUCGAAUAGUAAUAAUCUUCACGAUAAAAAUGAAAAGAAAGAUAGAAAAAACAUUCCAGAGAAUGAUCAUAUUACUAAUAAUAAUUAUUCAAAUGAUGUGAAUCGAUAUGACGAAAAUAAAUAUAAUAACGAAAAUAUAUUAUCCCCUAGAUUUGGUUAUAGCACAUCUAAUAAUGAUGCUUUUAAAAACGUUGACAAAUUAUCUGAGAGUAAUUCAAGUAAAGAUGAAAUUUCUGAAUAUAGUUUAAUGGAAAAUAAGAAUAGUAAAAAAGAUAAAGGUGAAGAAAAUAAAGGGAAAGUACAGUUUUUUAAGGCACAGAAGGAUGAUUCAAAUAAUAUAAUGGAUAAAAAAAAUAAGAAAAAAAAAGAGAAUAUAAAAGAGAUAAAUGAAGAAACAGGAAAAAAUAAAAGUUCCAGAAGCUCAUCAAAUUCAUCAUUAUUAGAUAAUAUAAAUAGAGACAUUAAUAUAAAUCAUAAACAUGAAAGUUCUGAUAAUGAGAGUGAUGAUGAUGAUAAAGAAAUAAUAAAAUUAUCCGAUGAUAAAACAGAUAAUAAGAAAAUUUCAAGUUUUCAUAGCAAUAAUUAUGAUCAUGAAAAUAAUAAGAAGAAUGCAAAAAGUGGAAUAUCAAUAAAUUUUAUAGAAGAUAAAAAAAGCACAUCUAUAUUUUCAAAAAAAAGUAAAAUGAGAGAAGAAAAUUCUUCUAAUUCUGUUGAAAUUAUAAGAUUAUCGAGCUUUAAAUCUAGAAAUGAUUUGAACAAAAAAAAGAUAGGUGCGAAUAAUGACAAGGAUGAUUCCUUAUCAUGUGAUAAUAUUUCAAAUGGCUAUUUAUCAGAAACAAAAAAAGAUGAUUAUUCAUAUUAUAAUUAUGUUCAAUCAAUUCUACCUUUUGGUAUAUUAGGUAAUAAAGGAUCAAAUGAUUCUUAUUCAAGUAACAGCAUAAAGGAAGACGAGAAAUCAUAA